AUGAAAGCAUCAGUUGUUGUUCCUGUUGCUUUUGCUUGCGCAGUUGUGGGUUUUAUAGUGUUGUUUCUGUUACUUGCACUCUGCAGCAAACAACGUGAGAAGAGAAACAAAGCCCGUUCCCAACAUUCUAAGGUUGCUGGAAGUGGAACCUCCACUUUUAGUCACCAUCCUUGUGGUGAUGUUGAACGUGGCGGAGGUGGUAUGCUCAUUAUGGCAAACGCAGGCGCAGUUUUAGCGGCUACGGAUAGUGUUUGUAAUGGUGGUGGAGAUGGUCCUGGUAUCGAUAGUUGUAGCGGUGCUGGUGGCGGCUAUGGGGGUUGCGACAGUGGUUACAGCGGCGGAGUUGGUGGUGGUUGUGGAGGAGGAGGAGGUAGUGGUGGUGAUGGUGGAUGGAGCAGCGGAGGUGGUGAUGCUGGUGCUGGUGUUAGUGGUGGCAAUAGUAGUGGUUGUGGAGGUGGCAGCGGGGGUGGAUGGAAUAGUGGAGGUGGUGGUGGCGGCGGAGGAGGAGGAGGAUGGAGCAGCGGUGGUGGUGAUAGUGGAGGCGGCGGAGGAUGGAGCAGCAGUGGUGGUGGUGAUAGUGGAGGCGGAGGUGGUUGUGACAGUGGUGGCGGUGGAGCAGAGCAAAGAAGAGAGAGCAAACUUGGGCAGCAUUCUUACCCUCGAAACGAACGUAGUGGGGGUACUGGGAGUGGUAGCGUCAAAGACGGUGGCAUGGUCUUCAUGGUGGGCGCUGGUGCAACUUUAGCUGCUACUGCUGAUGUUGCUUGCACCGGUAUAGGUGGUGAUGGUGGUGGUGGCACCGAUACUGGAGGCUGUGGCGGUGGCGGUGGUUCUCUUUUUAGGCACUUCAACUUCAAUCGAGUUUAG
Nelumbo nucifera (sacred lotus) is the source of this 867-nucleotide messenger RNA. Lineage: Eukaryota; Viridiplantae; Streptophyta; Magnoliopsida; Proteales; Nelumbonaceae. The record is from RefSeq and is a predicted model, not a curated record.